AUGCAAGAGCCGCUAGUAUUAGCAAUUCAAAGCCACGUUACACACGGAAAGUGUGGAAAUAGAUCUGGUGUUCUUCCUAUGGAAGUUAAUGGAAUCGACGUUGACCCAUUAAAUACAGUAAAUUUCUCCACUCACACUGCAUAUCCUCAUGUAAAAGGAACAAUCAUGAAUUUACAAGAAUUCAGAGAUCAAAUGGAUGGUCUUCGUUACAAUAAGAUUCUUGAAACUUACACACAUCUCCUCACUGGUUAUAUUGGCGAUCCACAAGUUGUUCGUGAAUUAGUUAGCUUGCGCAAAGAGCUUAAUCCUGGAGUCCAUUAUCUUUGCGAUCCAGUUCUUGGUGAUGCCUGCGGUUACUAUGUGUCAAAAGAUUGUUUAUCAAUUUUAAGAGACGAGCUUGUCCCAGUAGCCGAUACAAUUACUCCAAACUCAUAUGAAGCCGAGUGGCUUACCGAUAAAAAGAUCAACAAUCAAAAAGAUUUAAUUGAAGUUGUCAAUGCUUUGCAUAAAUUAGGUCCAAAGAAUGUAAUCAUCUCAAGCAUGGUUUGGAAGCAUAGAUAUGUCUUCUUCAGCUUCGACAAUGGAAAACAACAAUAUGUUUAUGAAACUCCAAGCUUCGACAGAGGAUUUACAGGACCAGGAGAUAUCUUUGCUUCUCUUCUAAUGGCAUCCAUCGUUAAAACACCAAAUGAUUAUUACAAGAUUGCAUCAUAUACAGUCAAUGCUACAUAUGCCAUCAUCAAGAGAACAUACGAACUUGGAUUCAGAGAAUUGGCCCUCCACAAGUCAAUUGAUCUUAUCAUCAAUCCACCUGAAGAAUUUAAACCACUUGAUCUCCAGGCACUCUUAAACCUCAAACCAGAAGAGUUAUAA
Trichomonas vaginalis G3 is the source of this 873-nucleotide messenger RNA. RefSeq names its product pyridoxal 5'-phosphate salvage. Gene Ontology annotation, molecular function: pyridoxal kinase activity. Gene Ontology annotation, biological process: pyridoxal 5'-phosphate salvage. Bases 1 to 873 code for a protein of 290 amino acids. The transcript has a single exon. NCBI's taxonomy places the organism in Eukaryota, Parabasalia, Trichomonadida, Trichomonadidae. The record is from RefSeq and is a predicted model, not a curated record. Gene Ontology annotation, cellular component: cytosol.